AUGUUGCAAUACACAGCUGCUGGCUGCGUUAUAUUGGCGCUGCUCUGUCUACAGCCAACAACUGCGGCAAUUCACAGACGCAGUGGGGCAAAGGCAGCCAAUGCACUUGGCACUGAAGCUGAGUCCGUGGCUAAAGCAACGUCCACACAAGACACUCAUCCUGACGCGAGUGUCGAGAACACGGAUCUGCUGGAUAAGCUCAGCUGGAAGUGCGCCAACAAUGCCAGCUGUCUGCAUGGCGUUGCCAAUGGCAUUAUGGCCUCCUAUCGGCGUGGUGAGACCAUCAGGUUGGGUCUCUUUGAUUUGGUCAAGCUGCCGCCACUGGACGACUCGCACAAACACAAAUGGGGCACCGGCCGUGGAGUGUCCAGCUUCAUGGACUUUGUAAGUGGCAACGCCAUCCGGGUGCCUGUGGGUCCAAUGGUGUUCAGUGUGCAGCGUGCUGAGGAUGAUAGUGAUUACAUUGAGGUGGCGCUGCUGAAGAAGGCCUCGAGUGGCACAGGACGCCUACAGGGCAGCGGCGGUGGUCUUUUGGGUGGCGGUGGUGGAGGCGGUGGCGGCGGCCUGCUCGGUGGUGGCGGCGAUAGCGGAGGUGGUGGAGGUGGAGGCUUACUUCGGCGUCGUCAUCAGCACCAGGAUAAGAAGCAGUUCCAAAUGUACAUACCCAUGUACCUGGCAGCCACAACAUUUGGCUGGACAAUGGUCGCUGCCAAGGCUGUGGGUUUGUUAACGCUCAAGGCGCUAAUUCUAUCCAAAAUAGCUUUUGUGGUGGCUGCCAUUGUGCUGAUCAAGAAACUAAUGGAUAAUGCCAGCGAAAAAAUGAUGUACCAAUAUCCGGAGCACACGCCUUAUAUGAUGCCCUACGGAAUGGAUUAUCCCAUGCACGCAGCCGAGCUAUCGCCUGAGAUGUAUCCAGGCGCACUGCAUCAGCUCGCUGUUGCCGGUGGUGGCCAAAUGCCGCAUCCUGGCCAUCCCGGCAUCGAGAGUCUGGCCGCAGAAAGCCAUCUGCACUCCCAAGUGUCCGGAGAUGGCAGCAACAACACCCAUGCGAUGGCCGCUCUUGGCGGUCUCGGUGGAUUGGGCCACAAAAUCAAACGUGAGGACUCUUGGAUAGCAAAGAGUAAGUGGAUAAUGUGCGCAACUCCGGCAAGACGACCGUUCAUUUAUAAUUAUGUGCAACCGCAGAUGCCCUUCUAACGCUCCUAAGAACCAAUAAGAACUCAAUGGAAGCUUAGCUAAUUAGUGCAGCUUUGGCCCCUACCGCUACCAAAGACCGUUGAGAGGGAAGGAGGAGGUGAGGUUCUGCUGCCAUAUGACCAUCUGAAGUGACGCACGCGUCUGGCAAUGAGGAGUGCUUUAAGCUGCUUAUAAACAUAAUUAACUUAUUUAUUUGUAUUAUUUAUUGAAUUGUUCUAGUUUAGAGAGACCUAAUACACACAUUUAGAAUAGAUUAGCUGACUAACUAGCAACAAAGUGCUACAAAAACUGAAAAAAAAUAUUAAUAAAGAAUUGAGCAAAAUGUGGCUCAAAAAAUGUCA
Drosophila innubila is the source of this 1538-nucleotide messenger RNA. RefSeq lists its product as uncharacterized. The record is from RefSeq and is a predicted model, not a curated record. The transcript is spliced from 4 exons. NCBI's taxonomy places the organism in Eukaryota, Metazoa, Arthropoda, Insecta, Diptera, Drosophilidae. Bases 1 to 1197 code for a protein of 398 amino acids.